CCCCCCCACACACACACACACACUUAAAUGCGAUAGUGUCCUCGAUGGAGAAGAGGGAAGGGGAAUAAUGUUACCGUGAAAUGAGAUCCGGCACGGGGACUGGAAGGCAGACCGGUCAAUAGCAGGGGACUGGAGGGGGGACCAGUCCAAGGCACAGAGCUAAAGUCAUCAAAAGACACACACUGGGUGAAAGAACCGGAGUUCCAAAUCUACAAUCCAAAAAAACAAAGCAGAAAGAAACAAUAAAAACAUGGAGUCUCAGUCUGGAAAAGAAAUGAAGUGCAGAACCAGCCACUAGCCACUAAAACGCAUCGCCACCAUCGCCGGUGGGUGGAGGGUACUCGUCCUCAUACCACGGUGAUUGCACGAAGGGUUAGUGCACUGAGUUCGGGUCCAGGCCCAGGUAAGACAUGAUAUAGUGAUGGCCGGACAUAAGGCAACUGCUGCGGUCUCGCUCACGAUCGAGGCGGGUGUGAAUGCUCUCCUGGGCGGCCAAAAUGCGCUCGUUCUGUUGAGCGAUGGCCGCCAACUGGUGAGAAAUGGACACCGUGGGAGCAGGAGACCCUGGAGUAGCGAAGGGGCUCGCGGGGGUCUGGGCACGACGAACAGUACGGCGGGAAACCCAGCGCCCCCCAGCUGCGCUCGACUCUGGCUAGUCGCCCCCUUCAUGUUCAGGUGCAGGCGGCCGAGGGAGACCCGCAAUCCAGUGCAAACGCUAUUGUCGAGCAAGCAUGUGCUGAUGGCGGAGGGUGGCUGACUCGCUAUGACACAACUCCUAACAAAGGCCAAGUGUAACCAAUGAAAGGGACUGCAGUAUAGUGGCUCAAGUGAUAAAUAUCGAAUCCACGGGUCUCUAGAGUUACUAUUACUCAGCUUCAGUUUAUUAUUUAGCAAACCAGAUUAAGAUGAAAGAACUAAAACUUCUCUAGCAAACUACAGUUAAAGUUAAUCUAAUUACAGGUUGGGAACUCACUUAGGUAUGAUUCCCCCUAGCCACUAGCCAGAUUAACGAUUGAUGAUUUCUAACUUGUUUCACUUUCAUUCACAAUGUGGAGAAUCCUUGACUAAACCUUGAGUCUCAACUAAAGGAACAAGGCCCUCUUGAGUCAAUUGCCUAGAGGGACGUAUCCUUCUCUAGAACAACCGAUCAAGGCAUUCUGAACUAGAAUCCCUCUAUCGAAAGAGGUUCUCAAUCGAUACAAAGCAGUGAAUCAACCCUCGACUAAAGAAAUCUCGAUCGAGUACUAUCAAUCUAUGGUGCUCUAUUGACCUAAUCAGGUAUUCGCUCUCAUAGGAUCAAAGCAGAAUCAAUAAUCUCGACUAAAGCAGAAUUGAAUCAUGAAAACAUGCAUAGAUUGAAUAUGAACUCAAGGUUAUCAAGUCAGAGUACUCAUACAAUCAUCCAAUCAAACAAACAUAGCUAGGGUUCCUCAAAACCUAAGUGAAGGGAAGUUACUCCAUAGAGAAGAGAGAGACACGGCCGUGUUUUGCUUUUGCCCGCCCGUGUUUUUCCCCGUGUUAAAAACACGCCUGCGCGCAUCGGCCAAAACACGGUCGUGCCUAAAUAUGGACACAUCCGUAUUUUGAUUUAGGCGCGCCCGUGUUUUUACUGCCGAACUUGUUCCCCUGUAUUCAAUGCUUCGUUUCUCCCUCGUCCGGACUCCGAAUCAGUCGCCGUUUGAUCCUAGACGCUCGUAGUCUCGUCCUAUUUAUUUUCAUAACAAGCUUGAAUUAUUCUUUGUCCAUAAAGUGAGGUAGAAAUCCAUUCUUCUUCAGGUCAUGCCCGAGUUUCUUCUCCCUAAUCGCCAAUUGAUCUCUGAUUGACUUGAAACUUGCGCCUAUGCUUCACUUUAUGUGCUAGGACCUGAAAUGUGACAAAGGAACACAACUUAGAGUAAAAUAGGCCCAAGACGCGAUAAUUUAAACUCACACGAUCAAGAAACAAAGGGGAAAACAUGUGCAAAUAUCGAGUCAUCGAAUCCCCCCACACUUAACUAUUUGCUUGUCCCCAAGCAAACCUAACUCAAACCAAUGCAGCUCUCCAGACCUCUAUAGAAACAUACAACCCCGAUCGUUGGUAUAGGAUUUCCUAGAUCAUAUAGCAGAUUACGAGGUCAACUGGUCUUCUAAGACGUUCCCUAUCUCUCUCAAUGCGAGUACUAGACUCAAGCCAGGAUCAUGAGAAGAAGUAGAAGUGAGACAGUCAGUUCAUGGAUAAAGGGACUCACACCAUUCAUAACCAAGGACUCGUUGUACCGGGGUGCUCUUUCACUUCGUUUCACCAUUGGAACCCCUUUUUCACUUUCAUUUUACUUUUUUUUAUUUUUCAUUCACUUGGCGGGGAUUCCAACUACAGUCUUUUGCACGGUCGACCCUUAUUAGUCGAGCAAGAGCAAUUUCUGUACAUCUGGCGCGCCAGAGUACUUCUUUUAACUCCUUUUCCUCAACUCGCAUGGAGGGUCAAUGAAAUUAAGGGGUGUCG
Molecule: messenger RNA, 2482 nt
Organism: Linum trigynum
Lineage: Eukaryota; Viridiplantae; Streptophyta; Magnoliopsida; Malpighiales; Linaceae
Source: the annotation of a GenBank genome assembly